AUGUCUCCGACUGCGAUUCGCGACGUGAGCAGUCCGUCGAGCGACAACACGCCUUCCGACUCCCAGUCGACGGGAUCGCCAAUCUCUACCACGUUAUCAACAGAUCAGUUCCUCAGCGAUACAGAGUCACAGGGAAAUUUUCCACCCAUUGCCAUCGUCGGCAUAGGUUUGCGGUUACCGGGAGGUGUCAAAACAACAGAAGAGUUCUGGAGCUCGCUGCUCAACAGACAAUCGUUCCGAAGUGAAGUCCCUCGCAGCCGAUACAACGUCGACGCAUUUUACAGCACAAGCGGCCGACCAGGAACGGUCAAGAGCCGCCAUGGCUACUUUCUCGAAGAUGACCUUUCCAGCAUGGACGCAGCAUUUUUCUCCAUGAGCAAAGCCGAGGUCGAGCGACUUGACCCGCAACAACGAUUGCUCUUGGAGGUCGUGUGGGAGUGCAUGGAGAGCGCCGGUCAACGGGACUGGCGUGGUCGCAAUAUCGGCUGUUAUGUAGGCGUCUUUGGCGAGGACUGGCUUGACCUCAAUGCCAAAGACCCUCAACACACCGGCAUGUACCGAAUCACGGGCACCGCUGAUUUUGCCCUUGCCAACCGCGUGUCCUACGAGUUCGACAUGAAAGGUCCGAGUAUGACGAUAGAAACAGGUUGUUCAUCGUCAUUUGUCGGGCUUCAUGAGGCCUGCGCUGCUAUACACGCCGGCGUGUGCGAAUCAGCCAUCGUUGCCGGAACGAAUCUCCUCCUCUCGCCCACAAUGACGCUCGCGCUGAGCGAGCAGGGGGUGCUGUCCCCAAGCGGCAUGUGCCAAUCCUUUGAUGCAAAGGCAGACGGGUAUGUCCGUGGCGAGGCUGUGAAUGCCGUGUUUGUCAAAAAGCUAGACGACGCCAUUCGCGACGGUGACCCUAUACGCGCCAUCAUUAGGGGCACGGCGACCAACUUCGAUGGCAAGACGGCCGGUAUUUCCAAUCCGAGCUCAGAAAGCCACGAGGCUUUAAUUAGACAAGCAUACGCGGCAGCCGGGAUAGAAGACUUCACAUCUACCGCAUUUGUCGAAUGUCACGGGACGGGCACUCGUACAGGCGAUCCGAUAGAGACCACAGCAGUCGGUAGGGUGUUUGGAAAGAGUGGUGUUUACAUUGGCUCAGUCAAGCCCAAUUCCUAG
This is a messenger RNA of Purpureocillium takamizusanense, 1161 nucleotides long. RefSeq names its product putative PKS/NRPS-like protein biosynthetic cluster. Gene Ontology annotation, biological process: secondary metabolite biosynthetic process; fatty acid biosynthetic process. The record is from RefSeq and is a predicted model, not a curated record. The coding region runs from base 1 to 1161 and encodes 386 amino acids. Gene Ontology annotation, molecular function: fatty acid synthase activity; 3-oxoacyl-[acyl-carrier-protein] synthase activity. The transcript has 3 exons. NCBI's taxonomy places the organism in Eukaryota, Fungi, Ascomycota, Sordariomycetes, Hypocreales, Ophiocordycipitaceae.